ACGAUACUACGUGACGUAAACGUUACAAGCCGAGUUGUGUGCAAUGGCGGAUGUGCGUUUUCUCCUGUAAAUAUUCGAAAAAAGCGCCGUUACUUUAAUUAAACACAUCAAAGGGACCUGCGACGUGCACGGGCGACGACGGCAGAUUAUCGAGUGAUGCGAAUUGCGUAAAGUGUGCCUCCGCAAUCGAUCAAUUCGCGCCUGAAAAACCCAUGGACGCUAUGAUGGAGAGCGCGGUCGAUCCGCUUGCGAUGGACACGCCGACAAACGGCGAUUCGAACGGUUCUCUAGACCCAGCUACUGGUCAAGUUAAACUACCCGAAUGUAGCACUGAAGUGGAUAAUGUAAAUGAGGAGUUGCUGAAAAUGGACCAAGCUGUAGUUGAGGAAGUUGCUGCUGCUGUAAUGCUUGAAGAAGUACCAAUGAUGGAUGUGCCUAUGGUUGAGAAAGGUAAUGAUUCCAUGGAGGUAAUCACUGAAUGUGCCACCGAAGCACAUUCAAAUGUAGUUCACCCAGAAUUUGUUGAAAGUACUAUUCCUGCUGAGGAGGACACACAUAUACUUCAUGUACAAGAGACUCAUGAAGAGAUAAUCCAAGCUGAAAUGGCUGAGAUUCAUCAGGAUCAUGAUGUGGAGCAGAGUGCAAUUUUACAAACAAGUGACACCAUUGAUUUGCAUCUACAACUUGAAGAAUCCACUGAGUCAAUGCCCAAUGACUCUGAAACUGAGCAAGACGUUGAAGGAGAAAUGAUUCUGGAGGAAACUACAGGUGAAUAUGUGUUGGCAUCAUCACUGAAAACAAAGUCGGAGGUUCCAGAGAAGAAAACAAAGAUGGAGGCUGAAGAUAUGCAUACUGUUGCUAAAUUGAUUGAAGAGAAUUUAAAGGGUGGCGAUAUGCAACCAGGCGAACAACUGGUUGUUGUCACUUCGGAUGAGAAAGGUAACACCAAAGAAGUGGUGCUCACACAUACCAAAACUGUAACUGAGAAUGGUGUGACUAUUCAGCAUGUUAUUGAUGAGAGUGGUGAGGUGUAUUUGAUUGAGACUCUUGAUAGUGCUGAGGAGAUUGAAGAGGAAGAUGCAGCAAAUAUUCCGGUAAGACCAAGAAGAAAUCGGAAGAAAUUACAAAUUCCCAAUCAUGUACUUGGUCGUAACAUAAUCAACCCCGUCGAGGAUACUUUCCGCAAUGGCAAAGCACCUCCAAAACCAAGGUUAGGUGUAAAAAUACCCUAUAGGAAUCUGACAAGUCAGAUUGUCUCGAAGGCAGAGAUCGCCGAGGAGAUUCUCGAGCGUUCUCGACGUUUUAGUCGAGAAAACCCGCGCCAGAACAUGUUUGCACGCAAGUUGACACAGAACUUGGUGAAGAAACUGCAGCCAAAAGAUGCCAAAGGACCUAUUGGUGUCACUUCACUCACCAGGGGUAGAGGUCGUCCUGGUGCAGGUAAAGGCAAGAAAGACGGCGAUAAACUUGACAAUUCUGACCUGCUUGCGAUUUUGGAAGGUGAUGAUGCAACUACCGAGUCAACUGCGUCCGAAGAACCUCAAAAAGACACAAAAGAAGAGAUGACUACAGAGAAAGAACGCGAGAUUGCUUUGAAACAACUCAGCGAACUUCCAGAUGAUCCCCCAGAACCACCGAAGAAACCCGAUGAGGAGCAGGAGCAGCCCACUGAGAAGAAACCAGACAAACGUACCAGCGAACGCGGAGUUAAGUCACCGUUCACCGGCAGCGCCCCGCUUAAAACCUACGGUCGUAAACGUAAAACCUCUGAGGAAGUACACCAACUCACUAAUCCUAAACCCUCUGCUCCCAAACAGGAAAGUCUUACCCAGAAAGCGCAAGCCAAAGCGACUCCCAAUCCCUCGAGCCCCGAUACCCCAGCAACACGUGCGUCCAGGUCCAAUUCGUCCGCAGCGAUCCUCCCGCAAAGCCCCGAAAACACGAAUAAUUACGUCACUAAGAGCUCCAGAGUUAUCAAACGUAAAGUCAUCUGGGAUCCGGAUGAAGCAUCACCUAAGAAAGGUAUGAAAGUAGAUGCCACGCCCACAUCUAAAGACGCUAAGAAAGAAGGGAAAAAAGUCGGCGCCGAAGUAAAGAAAGACGUCAAAGUUGUGAAAGAUCCCAAAAAAGACGCUAAAGAAACACCUACAACGAGGAGAGAAACUAGAGAACUGAGAAGUUCCGAAUCGCCCAACAGAAAAUCAUCGCAGCCAAUUAUGCAACCCAAAGAAGAGCCCAUCUCGGACUCUGAAGUUGAAACACCGGAGAAAGAAAAACCCACAACGCCUGUAAAAGCAAAACGUCGUUUGAACGAAGUCACAAAACUGUUGAUGGAUGAAGGCGCUGUUAAUAUGUUGUAUUCUAUCAAGAAUGACGAUGCGCCGACUACGCGCCGGGGAGAAAAAUCACAGCAAACGAAAGCAGACGAGAUUCUAAACGAAUUGAGCGCGUUACACACUGGUCCUGCUGAUAGAUCAUCACCGAAAGCACUUCGUAAGAAAGAAAGCAGUACGCCUGCGCCUGCUCCACCUAAAACACCUAAGAAGAUAAUGUGCCCGCCGACACCGAGUCCGAUCUCCAGGCAGAGGUCGAAGGACUCAACUCGUAGCUCCGUACAUAGUCCGCCACCAUCACCGGGGCAAUCAUUUGGUGGAAUCGAAUCGCGGAUUAUUCGUAGGCAUUCAAGUAGUUCUUAUUCGAGUAUGGGUGAGGAGGAUGAUGCGGAUGAGAGGCGGGUGAAGAAGUUAGAAGGACGUGGAAGGCGGCGGGCACUACAGGCUGCUGUGGAGAGUGAUAAGAAGAAGAUUAAGAUUGAGCCCGGGAAGACUGCGAGCCCUCCAAGCGCCAAAACGAGCCAAAUUAAAAGUAAAAAUGAUAACUUUGAGAAGCUGGUGGAGAUCAAACUGUCGCUUUCAGAGAAAUACAAUAAGUACAAGACGUUUACAGUUAGUUCUUUGAAUAAACUGGUGCAGAUUGAUCUGAAUGUGAGCACUGUUGAUGAUAGCAGUGUUUAUUUAACAAAUGAGGUUAUGUCUGAAAUUACAUCAAUUCUUGCUGAUUUGGAGGCUGAUAGAAGCGUGAAUGUUGUGCUUAUCACGUCAAGCGGCACGAUUUUCUGCAACGGGCUGAAUUUCAAGUCGCUGGUGCUACCCAAGGAGGCGUCAAGGAAAGCCGCGGCGAAGAAAUUAGCGAAAUCCGUUAGCGAUUUUCUCUUGUGUCUGGCAAAGUUUCCCAAAGUACUCGCCGCUGGAAUUCACGGCGAUAGUUUUGGCAUUGGCGUGACGAUGUUGCCACUGUUUGAUAUGAUUAUCUCGCAUGAAGAUGCAACGUUUACGAUUCCCAAUGCGAAAUUAGGUUGUAUUGCUGAAGGUGGAUCACUGCUUCUGCUGCCGCAUCUUUCACGAAAUGUUCUCGUCAAUGAGUUGUUAUACAGUUCACAGACGUUGUCAGCAGAAGAGGCAAUCAAACUUGGUCUCGUCACGAAGAUCCUCACAAAACAUACAUUUGCGAGAGAGUUAUUGAGUACUGUUAAGGGUGUUUCAGAUAAAUCUGCACAGUUUAUGGUUUCUACAAAGAAACAACUACGAAAGAGGAUGAUUCCUGAUAUAACGAACUCGCUCAGCGACGAGACUGAGAACCUGAUUGAACAAUGGACGAGCGAGGAAUGUCAGAAGAGUUUCACCGAGUACUUUGACGCUGAAUGACGCCCGCGUCACAAAACAUGCAAUAAUUAAGUCGUCGUAAAAUUACUGAGUAGGAAAAUCGUAAAUUUUGUGAACAUGUUCCUGCGGACAUCUUCGAUAACGCAAAGUGUGUUAGAAUUUUUGGUACAAAGAUUUUAUUAGAUUAGAAUGGCGCAGAUAUCGGCGUAUCAAGAUCUAGGACGGAAAUAUUUUUAUACCUUCGAUGAAAUAACGAUAACUAGGGAGCUAUACGUUCAAUGUUGCAUUCGUUUCAAAUCGUAUUAUUGUCGCGUUUAACUUUUUUCAAAAGCGUCGUAUAUAUUUUCAGUUUUUUUUUUCGCUAGAUCUAGAUAGUUAUAUAUUUAGAAGUUGUAAACAUGUUUUAUUUUAGAUAACUUUAUUCAUUUGGCGCGCCAAGUAAUUUAUUCUGACGCAUCAAAGGUAAUUAGCGAAUUAUUUUGUUUAGUUUAAGUAAAUUCUACGAAAAAAACAAUUUUAAUUAAUCAUUGUUUUGUUAACAUUUUAUUUCGAUGAAAGUAGUUUGAUAAUAUUUAAGAACGUAUGUUUGUAGUUUGCGGAAAAAAUUUAUAAGCAACACGUUUUUAAAAUGUGUUCGGUUUUUAUUUACUAGAGUUUGCAAUACGACUAAUGGUAUAUUAAGUAUCAAGUGUGUUAAACGCCACUUUAACCACGAGUGCUGAACAACGUUUAACAACUUGAUGCUUAUGAUAUUAUUUUCUACUUCCCACACUUUUUGUGUCUUUAAAAGGUGGAAGUAGAAAAAAAACAUUUUGUGUGGGGAUGUGGAUUUGCUGUCGUUGAAUUUGAUUGACGAAUUGGCACUGAUGUUUAUGUCUUAGCACUUGUUCGUGCGACUGUAACGGAAGCCUGAUUAGAGUUUAAAGCUACGAAACUACUAAGAUGUUUAUAGUUUAAAGAGUCGUUGACGGUAAACACGAGAAAAAUGGGAAGAAUUUAUAUUAUAGCGAAUGGAACAGCGCAAAUGCCCGGCGAGGAAAUAAUAUUAGUGUUCAAAUGUUUUCAUUGAUGAAAAAAUAUAAGUAUCGUUUCAUUGUUUAUAGUUAUGAGUAUUUUCACUAUUCAUUUUGUACGUUUUGGACUAUCUGAUUAAAUAAAAUGUCUAAUCCGAA
Molecule: messenger RNA, 4834 nt
Organism: Dalotia coriaria
Lineage: Eukaryota; Metazoa; Arthropoda; Insecta; Coleoptera; Staphylinidae
Exons: 6
Coding region: 213-3704 (1163 amino acids)
Source: RefSeq, a predicted model, not a curated record